AUGUUGUUCGGUUCAAAUAACGGCCCCAACAAUACUAGCAGAGAUGAGAUUGUCCUGAUACCUAUUUCCCCAAAACCCGCCUUCUCGCAUAAUGAGUCGUCUGUGUCGGAAAUCCAGCCGCCAGACGGAGAAGAGCUCGGGCGUCAUACUUCCCAUGUACACGCUGAAGCGGCGAGAAACGUGUUAUGGCUUCCGCGCGCAUCGACAAGCUCAGACGAGACGGGCGCACGCGUCCGGCGUGGCCUCGCCGCUGAGAAAGACAUGACCCUCUUUGAGUGCUGCAGAAAAUACCCCAAGGCCAUCUCAUGGUCACUGCUUCUGUUCCUUACUGUUGUGAUGGAGGCCUACGAUAAAUCACUUAUCUCUGGGUUCAUCGCCUUUCCGACCUUUAGACGCAGGUAUGGAGAGCCAAUACUGCCACUUGCCGAUUCUCCAGAAAACCAAGCCUACGAAAUCUCGCCGCUGUGGCAGAUGGGUUUGCAAAACGCAGCUGUCGGUUGCGAGAUCAUAGGUCUUUUAGCCCAUGGGUACAUCACCUACAUCAUUGGGUACCGGAAGGUCAUGAUCGCCAGUCUCACUUGGAUGUGUCUUGCGGUAUUCCCCGCCUUCUUCGCUCACAACAUCGCCAUGUUGUUGGCUUCCCAAGCUCUCUGUGGUCUAUCAUGGGGCAUUAUCCAAACCCUAGCAGCAACGUAUGCCGCUGAAGUAGUUCCCUCGGUCGUGCGAGCUUGUCUGCUCAGCAACGUCAAUAUGUGCUGGCUUAUUGGCCAGCUUCUUGGCACUGGAAUUCUCCGAUCUCUUGUUCACGACACAUCUCAAUGGUCAUACCGUCUACCGUUUGCGCUGCAAUGGGCGUGGGCGGCUCCAUUGUUGUUUGCCAUCCAAUUUGCCCCGGAAAGUCCUUGGUGGCUUGUUCGCCACGAGAGACUACCAGAAGCUCGACAAUCCCUCCAACGACUCACGAGCGACAAAUAUUUAAACAUCGACGACACGGUCGCUGUCAUGCAACAUGUCAAUUCGGUCGAGAAGAACCUCGGAUAUGGCGGUGCAAGCUUCGCAGAUCUGUUCAGAGGCUCAAACCGUCGCAGGACUGAGAUCUCCUGCAUGGUUUGGUCCUGUCAAGCUUUGUGUGGCGCCACAUUAACCGGAUACGCCCCUUAUUUUUUGGAGCAGGCCGGCUUCGCCUCAUCCAAAUCGUUUAGUCUUGCCACCGGAAUGUAUGGUCUCGGCAUCUUCGGGGGGAUGAUAUCCUGGCUUCUACUGUCGGCUGUUGGCCGGCGCAGGCUGUACCUUGCCGGGCUGGCAGCAGCAGUCAUUAUGCUCACUACCGGCGGCUUCAUCGCCGUUUACCUGGAAGGUCACCCUGCCAUGAACUGGGUCCUUGGGUCUCUCAUCAUCUUGAUGACUUUUACAUACAACAUGACUAUCGGUCCAACUUGCUACGUUAUCGUCGCCGAGAUCCCUUCAACGCGUCUCAGAGUCAAGACAGUCGCCCUCGCAAGGGUAGUGUACAACAUUUUUACUAUUGUCAACAACGUUGUCGUGCCGCAGCUUUUGAAUCCCACCGCUUGGAAUCUAGCGGGUAGGUCCUGUUUUAUCUAUGCUGCAACCGCUUUCCUAUGUCUAACCUGGUGCUACUUUCGCCUGCCCGAAACAAAGAAGCUGUCGUAUCUUGAGUUGGAUAUUCUUUUUGACAAAGGAGCUGAGACGGCCAAGUUCAAAGAAUUGCAGGAGAGGCUCGCUAACACAGCGUACAUUUCGAUGUCGAGGGCAGAACGUUUGAGGAAUGCUUGGCACGGCUGGCUUGCUUAUUCAUAA
Messenger RNA from Ilyonectria robusta, 1818 nucleotides. RefSeq lists its product as uncharacterized. The coding region runs from base 1 to 1818 and encodes 605 amino acids. NCBI's taxonomy places the organism in Eukaryota, Fungi, Ascomycota, Sordariomycetes, Hypocreales, Nectriaceae. Gene Ontology annotation, molecular function: carbohydrate:proton symporter activity. The record is from RefSeq and is a predicted model, not a curated record. Gene Ontology annotation, cellular component: membrane. The transcript has 3 exons. Gene Ontology annotation, biological process: transmembrane transport; carbohydrate transport.